UCCCUGCACUGUGAUUGGUCGAUUCGGGGUUUCGCCGUGCUGUCGCGAGGACGGGUCGUGUUGAUUUCAAGAGUCAUCAUGGCGCUCACUUCCCCAGUCGAAGAGCACCCAUAUAAACAUCUAAUCGACACUCUGAAAGAUGGCACGAUCAAGUUCUUCAGUCCACAAAAGUUAAAUGAUCCACGAUAUGACAAGCUGCCUCUGUCCAUCCGUGUCUUACUUGAGGCAGCGAUUCGUAACUGUGAUGGCUUUUACACAAAAACAGAAGAUGUGGAGAACAUAUUGGACUGGCAGCAGCAACAGAAUAAAACUGAGGUGCCAUUCUCUCCAGCAAGAGUCCUUCUCCAGGACUUCACUGGUAUUCCUGCCAUGGUGGACCUGGCAGCCAUGAGGGAUGCUGUUGCCAAACAUGGCAUGGACCCUAGCCUGGUCAACCCUAAGUGCCCCACAGACCUCAUAGUAGAUCACUCAUUACAGAUCGAUUAUAGCAAAUGUGCCAUACAGAAUGCUCCAAACCCUGGUGGAGGGGACGCUCCAAACCAGGGUCAUGGUCCUUCUCGUUCCACUCCUUCAAGGCUCCCGUCCAGAGGAGGAUCACAGUGUGGAGGCCAACGGGGCACAUGUAGUAAACCUGCCUGCAACGACCUUCCAUCCGCCACCGGUCAAACUCCAGCUUCCGUCCAGCAGAUAGAGAACACACCUCUGCUUUGCCCUUUCCACCUGAAGCCUGUGUCUGAACCCGAAACUGCUCUGAAGAAUCAGGAAAUGGAGCUGGUCAGAAACAAAGAGAGGCUUCAGUUCUUUAAGUGGUGCUCUAAAGCAUUCAAGAAUGUGAAUGUGGUUCCACCAGAUGUCGGAGCAGUCCACCAGGUGAACCUAGAGUAUCUGUCCAGAGUGGUUCAGCUCAGAGAUGGUUUCAUCUACCCUGACAGUGUGGUGGGAACUGACUCUCACACCACCAUGAUCAAUGGCCUGGGCAUCCUGGGCUGGGGUGUUGGGGGAAUUGAGUCAGAAGCUGUGAUGUUGGGCCAGCCAGUGUCUCUGACUCUCCCUCAGGUGGUUGGCUGUAAACUAGUGGGCUCCAUCAACCCCCUAACCACAUCCAUAGACAUCGUACUUGGCAUCACAAAGCACUUGCGGCAAGCUGGGAUCGCUGGAAAAUUUGUAGAGUUUUUUGGACCUGGGGUCUCUCAGCUUUCAGCCCCUGACCGAACCACCAUCGCCAACAUGUGCCCAGAGUACAACGCCACCAUCAGCUUUUUUCCCAUAGACCAAGUCACACUUAAGCACUUUAAAAAGACAAAUUUUACCCAGGAAAAUGUUGAAUUGCUGGAGAAAUACAUGAAGGCUGUAAAACUUUUCAGAAGCUUUGAAGACCCCUCCGAUGACCUCCAGUUUUCUGAGGUGAUUGAAAUCAACCUGAGUGCCAUGGUGCCCUAUGUGAGUGGGCCAAAAAGGCCUCAGGAUAGAGUGGCAGUCAGCAGCAUGAAAGUAGACUUUCAAAGUUGCCUCAAUGAGAAGGUGGGUUUUAAAGGCUUUCACAUCUCUAAGGAGAAGCAGGCGGCUCGGGUGCCUUUCCUGCACUCUGGUCAGGAGUAUCAGCUGGGCCAUGGCUCAGUGGUCAUCGCUGCUGUCAUCAGCUGCACCAACAACUGCAACCCAUCUGUCAUGCUGACUGCAGGUCUACUGGCCAAAAAGGCAGUAGAGGCCGGGCUUGUAGUCAAACCUUACAUCCGAACCAGCUUGGCUCCUGGAAGUGGCAUGGUCACUCAAUACCUCAGUAUAAGUGGAGUCCUGCCUUACUUAAGUCAGCUGGGGUUUGAGGUGAUAGGUUAUGGUUGUGCCACUUGUGUAGGAAACACAGCACCGUUACCAGAUGCCGUCAUGGAUGCAAUCAAACAGGGGGACCUUGUGGCCUGCGGGGUGUUAUCUGGCAACAGGCACUUUGAAGGUCGCCUAUGUGACUGCGUGCGGGCCAACUACCUAGCCUCCCCUCCCCUGGUGGUGGCUUAUGCUAUUGCGGGCACUGUGGACGCUGACUUUGAGAAAGAGCCUUUAGGGGUAACAUCAGAGGGAAAGGAGGUGUAUCUUCGAGAUGUUUGGCCAUCCAGGGAGGAGGUCCAACAGACUGAGGAGGACAUGGUCAUCUCUGCCAUUUUUAAGGAUCUCCAGGGCAGGAUGGAGAAAGGAAACACAUUUUGGAACAAAAUUGAUUGUCCGGAGUCUGUACUUUUCCCGUGGGAUCACAAAUCCACAUAUAUCCGCUCACCCUGUUUUUUUAGCAAGUUGACUAAAGAGGUUCCUCCCCCUCACUCGAUAGAGGGCGCUCAUGCCUUACUCUUCCUUGGGGACAAAGUGACCACAGACCACAUCUCACCAGCGGGCAGCAUCGCCAGGGCCAGCGCAGCUGCCAAGUACCUGCUCAGCAAACGUCUGACACCACGGGAGUUUAACUCCUACGGUGCACGUAGAGGGAAUGACGCAGUGAUGACCAGAGGCACGUUCGCCAGCAUCAAACUCCAAAAUCGAUUCAUUGGCAAAUCAGGCCCGAAGACUUUGCACAUUCCUUCAAAUCAGACACUGGAUGUUUUCGAGGCAUCAGAACGCUAUCAGAGAGACGGUAUUCCCCUCAUCAUCCUGGCAGGCAAAGAUUACGGCUCUGGAAACUCCAGGGACUGGGUCGCUAAAGGACCAUACCUGUUGGGGGUACGUGCAGUCAUCGCUGAGAGCUUUGAGAAGUUGCACAAGAACCAGCUGGUGGGAAUGGGCAUCAUGCCGCUCGAGUUCCUGCCUGGUGAGAACGCAGACUCGCUGGAGCUCAGUGGGAAGGAGAGGUUCAACAUCACCCUGCCAGAGAGCCUGAGUCUGAGGCAGCAGCUCACUGUCAAGACCAGUCAGGGGAAGUCGUUUGUGGUCACCGCACAGUUUGACACAGAGAUGGACGUUAUCCUUUUCCAGAAUGGAGGGCUUCUCCGAUAUGUUGCUCGGACUUUACUCUGAAACAGCCUUGCAGCCUGGCUGUACACCCGGUGUGCACCAGGCUCAUGAACUGCAUUUAUGCUCUCACCAGAUUGUCUUCAGCAUUGAUGGAUGGUGUGUCUGUUUGAACUGGACAUUUGUCUCCAAGCUGUUGGAGCCAUGAGAUGACAGUUUUAGUUGCUUCUCCGUCACUACAAAAAAAACAAAAAAAAAAAAAAAAAACCCAGCCUGGUUUCUCAUCACAUGACCGUCACAACAAAGGCAGGAAGAACUGCUGACAUGCACUCAAUAAAGAGAUAGUACCCUAGAUGACCUGUGAACUUAAGUUAUUUCUUUUGUUGCUGGAGACUGAAACCUUAAAGUAAUGAAGGAGACAUUUGUGUCAACAUCACAGCCAAGAGGACAUGAAUCGUAUCGAUGCUGUUCUUUAAAAAAAGAAAAGAAAAAAAAAACAUGCCUAGAAAAAGGCUAAGAUGGUGCUAGAUACUACAGUAAGACAUGAGUAUCUGUUCAGGAUGCAGUACAGCCUGUUUUACCCCACAAAACAUUAAGAUUAAGAUUAAGAUUAAGAUUUAGAUUUGAUCUCACUUGCUCAUAUUUAAAAUUGGGGCCGAACAAUCACAAUUAUUUUAAAUAUUUUUUCAAUCAAACGUUUGGCAAAACCAGUGCGUUUGUCUCUUAUCACUUAAUGUUUUAUAAUGUGGCAAAAUAUAUAUAUAUGUUAUAUCAUCAAACUCCCUGAAUUAACAUGGCUUCUAAUAUAACUGACAGCCUUCUGCAUCAUUAAAGUAAAGUAAAAAAUAAUGAAAGUUUUUUACAUUUUUGUUUGCUGGUGAGGAGCACUUAUUGUGAUGAGAAUGAUGAUACUUGUCAGUUUAAUGUAAUUAUUAUUAUUUUUUUAGGUAAGAUUGAAAACAGCAGAUGUUGAGAUCUCACCGCUUUAUGGCCUUAAUGGUUUUAACUUGAAGUAGCUCCACUGACAGUGAGUCUUUAGCCUGAGCCCCACAACCUACAGCACUGUUCAACAUCAUAGAUAUUUAUUUAAACAAUGUCAUGCCUUUAAGUUUAUUUACAGGCCUUGGGGACUAUGUGAUAACAUAUAUAUUUUGUCUCUGACUAAAGCCUUUGGUGACGUCACUUAUUUCAGCAUUGUUGCCUGUGAAAACCACAACAUUAAAAAGAAAAGAAAAUGUGA
Molecule: messenger RNA, 4174 nt
Organism: Solea solea (common sole)
Lineage: Eukaryota; Metazoa; Chordata; Actinopteri; Pleuronectiformes; Soleidae
Gene: ireb2
Product: iron-responsive element binding protein 2
Exons: 22
Coding region: 79-3000 (973 amino acids)
Biological process (GO): tricarboxylic acid cycle; citrate metabolic process
Cellular component (GO): mitochondrion; cytosol
Molecular function (GO): iron-responsive element binding; 4 iron, 4 sulfur cluster binding; aconitate hydratase activity
Source: RefSeq, a predicted model, not a curated record